UUGAACGCGGUCUUCUGACAGGCAGCAAGCCAACAUCGCAACGGUACUUUUUGUAUCAUUGCAUCGUGUGUGUGUGUGUGUGUAUUUGUGCGAUAACGGUAUACGGAUACGGUGCAUUGACGUUUUUACUUAACUUUCGUUUCGGUUAUUCAACUGCAUUGCAUUUGUUUUUUAUUGUAAGCACGCUUUGGAGCAAUCGUGCAGCCGAGUGUAGACUCCUCGUCGUAUAUAGCGUCCUUUGCUCAAAAAAUCUCAAUUCGUGCGUGUUGGCCAACAACCAACAAUACCAUCAACAACAUCAUCAUCAGACGCAUCCUUGGCUCGACUUGACUUGCCUUGCCUUGGCUACGCAGGAACAUUUCAGUCAUCAUUCAGAGGUGGCGGCGAUUCGACGCGUUUCUUCCUCGAAGUCACAUAGCCAUGACUUUUCGACCAAUAUUCCUACGAAUCGUGGACUAGGCUAAGACAUACACGUAGACGCGAAUGUUGUUGUGUGGCGAAGACGUCAAAGGAUAAUCGUAGAGAAAAACGCUAUAGCUUGAUUUAAAAGUGUAUCUGCAGUAAAUUUGAAAUUCUUGAGCCGUACGCCGCUUCGUCGCCGACUGCUGGUCGUUUAUACUCGGUCGAUUAUGUGUUUUUUGUUCUUGAAGAGCCACCAAAGAAAAAAUAUUUUCAUGUUUCAAGGAUAGGUUGGCGGCAAAUUUGAAAAUGUUGUCAUCGGCGGCGGCAUGCCAUUGUGGGUGUUGUUGCUUUCAGCGCUCCGUGUUGGUGGCAGUGGACCGAGUGUGGUGGUAAAUUUGUCACUAUGAUGAGCUGUGCGUGUUGAUUUCAUUUGUUUUUGUUUUUGUUUUUUUUUUUGGGAUCGCACUGACUUCUUCUUGGCAAUUAAGCGUUGGCUUUGUGAAAGCCCCAGAAUGAUGUCAUACGGAUGAUCCGACAGUGCGAAAAAUAUUUAUGCAAAAAUUGAAUGAACAAAGCAUAACAAGUGAUAUGAGGAUAAUAGAUGUAUAUGUAUGUACAUAUGUUUGAAUGUAUGAUAAAGUGAGGCAAAAAGGAAAAUAUUGAAAUUGAAUACAGUGCACACAUACAACUGUAUAAAGAAAACAAGUGUGAACGAAAGUGAUUGCAUGAGACAACAGAAAACCAAAACCGGAAAUUUUUCAGUACUCAUGUGCAAAAAAAUGAUUCUUCUCAGUCAUUCAACAACAGUACGUAUAAUAUAAAAUGGAUUUAAUUACCCAUAAAGGAUUACGUUAACAACACAAAAGGAUAAUUUAGCAGCACAUCAAAGCAGCGGCCAGUAGCAGUGAGGAUAGAAACAAACUACGCUCGACGCACUCGAGGCUCUCUAUAUGUCUUGUUUAGUGGAUUAUUUUCAACAACAACAACAAUAAUAAUAACAACAAGAACGAAGAACAAACGACAUCACACAUAAAAUAACGGCAAUAAUAACAUUAAAAUGUGUUUGACUGCGUUUGUAAGCGUAUAAUGUGUUAGCUAACAAACAACACAAAAAAAUACUUAAUACGUUCAACAACAAAAACAACAAAUAAUAAUUCGCAAUGGAUUUAUUGUUACUAUUACAUUUACUCAUACUACUCAUCAGUCAAAAUGUUGCAGUGCUCGGACAAUUGGAUGACAGUUGGCUAACAUUGGCACCCUCAACGCCAUCUAUCACACAUUUUGUAAAUGAUUCCUUCAUAAUAUUCUGUAAAACAGUACAAAAAGAUGCGAGUGCGAAAUGGAAGGACCCGAAGGGGAAGGCCAGAGAAAACACAAAGGGGCGCGUGCAUAUCGAAAAGAAAACGGGAUUUUUGGCUUUAGUCUUUGAGCACAUUGCGCUGACGGACAAGGGCAACUGGACGUGUGAAGCUACAUUGACCAACAAUAACAACAAUGAAGCAACAUCGUUGUCAUCAACGCCGGAUGCUGUGGCGGUCAGCAGCGAGGCGAGGAAGUCUUUUGAGCUGCUCGUAAAUCAAAAAAUCUCCUUUGACAAAACGGAACUGGUGCAGUCAGCGGGUGAGGGUCGUGACGCUACGGUCAAGUGCUCGGUACAAGGUGAUCCACGUCCGGACGUGUCCUGGCUAUACAAUGGCGAAUAUAUAAACACCGUCAACUCAACGAAAUACAAAAAACUCUCCGAUGGACUCUUCAUCAAGUAUGUACAGCAAUCGGAUGCUGGUGAAUACACGUGUCGUGCAAUGAGAAUCACACCAACUUUUGCUGAUUCGGAACAAAUUACGAUUCUACUGAGGAUACAACAUAAGCCCCAUUGGUUCGAUAAUGACACUUCAUUGGUGCAAUACGCCUACAUCGGUGGCAUGGUGAAUAUCUCGUGUGAUGCCAUGGGCGAGCCACCACCUUCGUUUACCUGGGUGCAUGAGGGUCGUGCCAUAACCGGACGUAAUUAUCGCAUUUUCUAUGCCGAUUACGGCUCAACACUACAAAUACACGUCCGAAAUGAAUCGCAACUUGGCGAUUAUAAGUGCAAAGUUGCCAAUCAGUUGGGCAUGCUGGAGCGUGUGGUGAAGUUGCGCAAAGGGCAGAAACCAAGCGGACCGACACGUUUUCAAUUGCUGCGUUCGUUCACCGAUGGCUUCGACCUCGAUAUCAGAUCGGUGAAAUACUCGAAUGUGGAGGAGAAUAUGCACACGUUCGGCUAUCGUGUGCAGUAUAUGAGCGAAGGGGAUUUUAAGCAUAGCGCGGGCAAUUGGAGUUAUGCCAAACAUAAGGAUUUUCUUCUGCAACGAGGUGGCCGCUUCGUGCUCGACGGUUUGGAUCGCAACACCACGUAUUUGGUGCGCGCCGCAACACGCAACAAGGCUGGUCUCAGCGAUUGGAGUACGGUGAAAAUUUUCGCUACACUAACUAAUUUCGGCCGCAAAACAGUCAUGAUUAUUAUCUGGCAGACGAGCUUGAUAAUUGGCUUAGGAUACACACUUAGUGAAUAUGUCAAAUUUGGCGCGUAUAUUUAAGUUCACGCAGAAAAUUAUUAGCAGUGGUCAUGAGUAUUGUAUGCAUAACUGUAUAUUCUCAUAUAUAUUUUACUAUUUUACAAUAAUUUUUGUUCACUCCCCCCCCCCUCCCCCUUUGGCUCCUCCACACAGUACAUAGAAAUGCUUUCCUUGUUAUUUAAAUUAUUGGUAAAAUGUAUGACGGAGGUUUAGUUGAGAGGGUUGGUUGAGAGGGUCAGUUGAGAGAGUCAGUGAUGUAGAAAAUAAUGAUUUGGUCUUCAGAGAGUGUGAGAAACUGACUGAAAUUGGAAAUGGAAUUGCCAUCCGCAAGCUAGUAUUCUUACUAUUUAGAUACUACUGGAACAGAGGUGCUUAGGAUGAGAAUGACACUACUUCUACUUAGAGUAAGCGUCCACCGCUGUUAUUAUUAUUAAAGCGGUUUGUUCAACAUCGCCUAGGAGCAGCCAAAGCAACGAGAUCAUCUACCGGAAGGUCCAAGAAUCACACUAUUUCGAUCGAUUCAGACCAGAAGGAGAGGAAUAUAAGAUAAGUAGGUUUUAGUGGACACGCGAGGAGAUGGUUAAGGUUAUGCACGAUUUCAUUGUAUUCAGUAAAUAUAUUGAAAGUGGCGGGUUUAAGUAUGGCUAAAAGAGAAACAGACAACAGUGUUCAGAUCUAAAUUGUGCUGGUAUUACUCGAGUCUCGCUUGUCAGCUCCAACACCACAAUUUCUAUGGGUGGCGGUUGGUUUCCGAGCAUACCAUUUACAGAAAACUAGUUUAAGAAGUAGUUGACGGUGUCUCUGCGAAUGUUGUUUGAGGAAUCUCGAUAAUUUGUUCUGUUCAGCGGAUCUACUCUUUUUUGUUAAUGUUCUCGGGGGAACUCAAUCGUUAACUAUAAUAUGAAAAGGAUAUAGGUUCAAACUUUGUCAAUUUACCAAGUAAUGUUGACCAGAAAAAUGAGAAAAAAUUUAUAGGACCUUCCGCUUUAAUACUUUCUCGAGGCGUUUACUUUCGUUGUCAUCUUCAUUAAUGUUAACGUCAUGUCCAAGCAACACAGAAGCUGUAUCCUCGUGAGCUCAUUAUAGAACUCAUUCAGUUCGUGGUUCAACCUGCUUCCAUUACGCAGACAGAGCAAACGAUCUUUCGUAGAAUAGAGCUACAGGAAUGCUCCUAGAUCAUGCUCGUCUUUGUUCGUCAUCGUCAACGUUUCUGCGGUAUAUUAAAAGAAUAUGACUGAGUGUCGUCAGCAAAGUUUCCGAUAUAAGAACGUAUGUUCCGGAAAUCUUAUCAUCUGCAGCUGGAAGUUUGAGUGGAAAAAAACAGCUGCUUCGUUGUCUCUUCAAUAGAAAUUUAUAAAAAUAGAAUAGUUAGAAAGAUCCAGGACCUGAUAGAACUCGAAGUUUAUCUACGAGUUUACAGUUUCUUGAAAUAUCUGUUGAGUAUAUUACGAACUAUUGAAAGGGUGUUUUUUAGACGUAUGGUUUUCAAUGGGGCAAAACUUGGUUCGGGGUCGAUCUCGUUGACAGCUGUACACAACGAGCACUGCGUCUAAUAAUCAGCCGACAUAACGGCCCAGCAGAGUCGGUAAUUCGAGUAACCAUUGGAAACUUUUGGUAUGUACAUUAUCUCGCGUCGUCGGUCUGUAUCAUGGCCUUUAAAGUCUUUUGUUUGGGCAAAACAUUCGGUGCAUUAUUGCUGGCCUACGGUCUCACUCGCUGUAAAAUUGGUCAAAACUUCAGCCUCAUGGCUGGAAUUGAGCCAGUAGUCUCCUUUAGGAACCCGAAAAAAGCGUUUUUUCGGGAAUUUUUUGGAAGGAAAUUAUUACGGUAAACAAAAUUUUCAGCCAAUAAUGUACUAUAUUUAAGCUUCAAAAAACAAUUUUUAGUAUAAAAUAAUAUUGGAACUUUCCAAUUUUGUUAUGAGUUUUCUGCAGCGGUUGCAGUCUGAACUUGUGAAACGGUGCCGGUGAUGGAGGUCGGCGAUGCAUUUGAAACAGUCGAGCUAACUUUUUUUUUUUGAUUUUCAUACGUGUGUCUUCCAUAUAAAAUAA
Ceratitis capitata (Mediterranean fruit fly) is the source of this 5008-nucleotide messenger RNA. Its product is annotated as hemicentin-1. NCBI's taxonomy places the organism in Eukaryota, Metazoa, Arthropoda, Insecta, Diptera, Tephritidae. The transcript is spliced from 8 exons. Gene Ontology annotation, cellular component: neuron projection. Gene Ontology annotation, molecular function: protein binding. The record is from RefSeq and is a predicted model, not a curated record. Bases 1563 to 2978 code for a protein of 471 amino acids.